AUCGACAUGAGGACUGUAAUCAUCUGAUUUGAUUGUAUUGUUACGAUAUUUCAUCCAAGGUUCAUUCUCCAAUAUGGAUGGCGUAAAGGAGAUCGAGAGACGUGAGCCAUUGCUUGGUGAAGAUUGUAUAGAAGAAAAAUAUAAAGAGCCUACUCAUGGAUUGCAUUGGAUAUGGCUCUUACACGGCACGGUAAUAGUCACUUACUCGAUCUUCCUUUCGGGUGUCUUUCUUCUCAACGUGAAUCGCAGCGCUUCGUGCGAAAAGGGCCGGCAGUCGCAGUCUUACCUUCCAUUGCCUUCAAGGGAGGGGUUACAAUGGGAAGACCGGCGAUUUGAGACAAAUAUAGUAGACAACCCAUUUGCAGGGCCACCUCGGGAGGAGUUGGAAAAUGCAUGGCACGACCUGUUGAAGAAUGAUAAUAUUCGAGUACCUAUUGGAUAUCUCGAUGAGAAAAACCUGACCACAGUCUACACCAAAGAUCAUGCCGAAGGGAUUGCGUCUUUGAGCAUCUAUCAUUCCUUGCAUUGUCUGAAAAAAAUUAAGCGCAUGAUGUUCAAGGAACAUUAUUAUGCAAAUAAGGAUGAAACUUCUAUGGCUCGCGAAGAAAAACACGCCGAUCACUGCGUGGAAUAUAUACGAGAGUCCUUGAUGUGUCAACCAGAUCUCUCGAUGGUGACUUUUCGAUGGAUCAAUAAUACAGCUCAACAUCAAGACCCAGCUGAGUUCUAUCCGACAAACUUUGAUGUUGAUAUCCACCGCUGUGCAGACUGGCAACAUCUAGACCAGUGGGCCGGAGAGAGGGCAUUUGAUCUUUUCCAGGUUGAUCUACUAGAUAGGCCGGAAUAGUUCUGAAUAUGUCCAUGAACAUGUUAUGCGUGUGUAAUGAAAAGAACAAAUGUAUUUCUACUUUGGCGACAAUACCAUGGAACAUCCAUGGAUCUAAGUGUUUAACCAAUUUGAUCAGUCCUUUAUUGCCUCAACAAUGCCAUCGGCCCCUUCCUCAAUUGGCUCCCAAACCCUGACCACCCGGAGCCCAACGCUCUCCAGUAAUUCGCUCCAUUGUUUUGCCGUGCGCUCCAUUCCGCUAUUGAAGGCCAUCAUUGUCAUAUCCAACUGCGCCUGAAAUUGAGGUGCGCCCUCUUCAAGCACUAUCAUCUCAUGCAGCAAAAGUUUCGAGUAACCCGGCGUCAUCGCAGAUACUACUCUUCGUAGUAUAUCGAGGCAGUAACUGUCC
Talaromyces stipitatus ATCC 10500 is the source of this 1235-nucleotide messenger RNA. RefSeq lists its product as uncharacterized. Lineage: Eukaryota; Fungi; Ascomycota; Eurotiomycetes; Eurotiales; Trichocomaceae. The record is from RefSeq and is a predicted model, not a curated record. The transcript has 4 exons. Gene Ontology annotation, biological process: mycotoxin biosynthetic process. Bases 74 to 847 code for a protein of 257 amino acids.